Messenger RNA from Alternaria arbusti, 816 nucleotides. RefSeq lists its product as uncharacterized. Bases 1 to 816 code for a protein of 271 amino acids. The record is from RefSeq and is a predicted model, not a curated record. Gene Ontology annotation, molecular function: oxaloacetate transmembrane transporter activity; sulfate transmembrane transporter activity; succinate transmembrane transporter activity. NCBI's taxonomy places the organism in Eukaryota, Fungi, Ascomycota, Dothideomycetes, Pleosporales, Pleosporaceae. Gene Ontology annotation, biological process: malate transmembrane transport; succinate transmembrane transport; oxaloacetate transport. The transcript has 2 exons.
AUGGCGGACGUCAAGAAGCCCGUAAGCGUGCCUGAGCUACGGAAGAGCGAAGAUGUAAAGCCUCUCAAGAAGACGCCCAUACGCUAUCCGUUCUGGUUUGGUGGAAGCGCAAGUUGUUUUGCGACUUUCUUUACACAUCCUCUGGAUCUUGCCCAGCUCCGCCAAGGGACAUACAGCAUGACACGCUUCGGUGUCUACGAAGCCCUCAAAGACCGCAUGACGACCGCCGACACGAAACCCUCGUUCCUCACGCUCGUAGGCAUGGCUUCCAUAUCAGGAUUCCUCGGAGGAUUCGCCGGUAACCCAGGAGACAUCUUGAACGUACGGAUGCAGCACGAUGCCGCAUUACCGAAAGAAAAGCGGAGAGGAUACAAGAACGCGAUUGAUGGGAUAAUACGAAUGUCGCGGGAAGAAGGAGUAGCAAGUCUAUGGAAAGGCGUCUGGCCCAACUCGUCAAGAGCUGUGCUCAUGACAGUUGGACAGUUGGCAACAUACGACGGAUUCAAGCGCGUGCUGCUGAACUACACGCCGCUGCAAGACAAUCUCGCAACACAUUUCUCAGCAUCAUUCUUGGCUGGAUUUGUAGCUACAACGAUAUGCUCACCGGUAGAUGUCAUCAAAACUAAAGUCAUGAGCUCUAGUGAGAGUGUAGGACUAGUGAAGACCGUCACGGAUACUAUGAGAGCAGAAGGGUUCCGCUGGAUGUUCAAGGGCUGGGUGCCGAGCUUCAUUCGCGUUGGCCCGCACACCGUGCUCACGUUCUUGUUUUUGGAGCAACACAAGAAGGUCUACAGGCAAUUGAAAAAGCUGGAAUAG